CCUAAUUAGUAACUUAGAAAAAAAAAACCCUAUCAUCACUUCGUGACAGCCCCCCCACCCUAUUCUCACCAUUUUCCUUCAAGCCAGCCCCCACCUUCGCCGAGCUCCUCCCAACCCUCUCCAUCAUACGUCGUUACCCUUCCUCCCAGCCCCUACCAUUGUCGUUCACCUUCCUCCCAACCCCUAUUUCGUCACAGCCCCCAUGAUCGAAGAAGGUAGAAACCCUAGCGUCACUGAGCUCCUCUAGCGCGUCUCACCGCGAGCUUCUUGUCACCGCGAGGAAGAAGAGUAGGUGUCGCGCUCCUCCGCUAUCCAGCCACCAUGGAACUUCGAAGAGAGAGAGAGAAAGUGCACGAAGAUGAGAGAGAGAGAGGGGUCAAUAGCUGAGCUCGUGUCCGUCCGUCACCGCCUCCAGUGCCGUCACCGCCACCGUUGAAGCUCUGCUACGGCUGCUGCUGCCGUCUGAGCCACCGCCAGGGGAAGCCCCUGCCGCCGUUACGACGGGUGGAGUCCGCCGUUGAGCUGUGCCCCGUUCAGUUUCACCGCGAGCUUCCUGUCACAAGAGCAAGUCUGAUUCACAGCAAAAUCCUCUAGUAGGGAUAACUUAAUAUUCUUGCAAAACUGGUUUGUAAAGUUCCCACACUACAGAAACAGAAGUUUGUUCAUAGUAGGAGAAAGCUAUGCUGGACACUAUGUUCCUCAACUUGCUGAGCUUAUGCUAGAAUUCAACAAAAAAGAGAAGUUGUUCAAUUUAAAAGGCAUUGCUGAUGUUGUUUUUGGACUGGUAAAGACAAAAGGAGUUGAGUAGUUGUUGUGGCACCAGUGUAUAACAACUUCAAAUGGCAUCUCAAAAUGAAGGAACUAAGCAGAUGAACAAUGAAGGAAAUUCCAAAAGAAAAAGGUUAAGAACCCUAUCACAAAUAGAGUCACAAAGAAGUCCCUUGAAGAUAAGGAGUCUGGUAAAAAGUUUAGGAAAAAUUCAAUUCACAAGUGCUUAUUCCUUGCUAAAACAAUUUCAAAUAAAAAGGGAACAUGUUUUAGCUGCAUGUGGGGCUAAUAGUAGUAAACAUGAGACAAGGAAAAAGGGCAAGAUGCCGGAAAAGGUGCUGAGAAGAGGUGACGAUGAAGGUCAAAGCAAAAUGGUAACCAAGAAGAUAACAAACAUCGGAGACGGUGAGGAUCAAAUCAAGAUGCCAACAAAGAAUUCCAACGAAGAAAAUCAUCUAGUCAAGAUGAAAGCCAUUGAACAUGAGGAUCAAGGUGGGAAGAAGCCAUCUAGGAAGAAGGUGCCAAUGAAGAAAUCAAAGGUGGAGGGUGAUAAAGUCAAGAAGCUGACCAAUAAGAUGCUGCUGAAGGAAUCGAAUGAACAAGAUGCCAACGAAGAAGAACAUAAGAUUGAGUCUCUUAUCCCUGCUAUGACUUUAGACGAAUUUUUUGAAAAAUAUGGGAUAUCAUUAGAUGAAAAUGAUGAAGAAUAUGAAUAUGAUUGUGAUGAGCUCAAUCCAACCGUUAGUGAUAGUAGUGACACUCAACUCGGUACCAAAAAGAAAAAAGUUCGUGGUCCCACCCAACUCAAGCAUAUUCAUGCUUUGGAGACACAAAUAGAGUUAACAUGGUACAAUGGCAAACCCAUAGGCCCAACAAAGACACAGGUUCAAUUGUUUAGUCGAUUCUUGGGAACACUUGCAAGAAACUCUAAUUUGGUCACAUUGUUAUAUACUAAUUGGCAAGCUGUGUCCAUUGAGACUAAAACUUCAAUGUUGGAUUAUGCAAAGUCUAAAUAUAACAUUCCUAGUGAUGCUGAGCCUUGGGUGAUAGAUACCAUUGGAGAGGCAUGGAAGCAAUUUAAUAAACGCAUAAAGAAAUAUCACUAUACACCGUACAACUCAUUUAGAGAGAUGAUGAAAAAUCGUCCAAUGACUGUACCUGAACUGCAUUUUCGAAAAUUAGUUCAAUUUUGGAGGCUUGAUAUCAUCAAAGUUAUUUCUGACAAAAAUCGUGAAAAUAGAUCCAAGCAAAAAUGGAAUCAUCGAAUGGGUCCAGUUAGUUUUGAAUUAGUGCGCGCUGAAUUGCGAGCAAAGAAGGAGGACAAUGAAGAUCCAUCACAAUCUGAGAUGUUUGUUGUAACUCGUACGAGCAAAAAAGGAGAGACUGAUUCGGGAACACAAGAGACAAUUGAACAUCUUCAAAAUUUGAAAGAAGCAGGAUACAAUGAUGAUGAAGCAGUUCAAACAGUUUUCGGGAAGGAGAGACAUGGAAGAGUUCGUUUUUAUGGUCGAUCAGUCACAAAAUCCUCUCUUAAAAAGGAGAAGGAAAUCCGACAAAUGCAGCAACAACAUAAUGAAGUGGUUUCAACUAUGGAGAAAAAUCAAAAUAACUUAACUUCCAAGUUGGAUGGUUUAACAAACUUGAUUAAAACGUUGUUGCAACAAGUCAAUCCUGGUAUGAGUGCAGAACAAGUGCAAGUAAUGAUAGAAGCUGCCCAACAAUCUCCGCCUGACGCGAGUAGUGCACCAAAUGAUGCGCGGCGAAGCAUUCCUCCUUCACUUGGAUCGAACCAUGUAUAAAAGGAUAUGAAAGAAGACAUGAUGUGAUGAAGAAAAUAUGUUCCAUACAAAUAUCACAUGAGAUGGGUCUUACUACCUUAGUUAUGUAAAUGUAAUAUUUUGAUGUGUUAUGUACUUUUUGAGGAAUUACAUGUAAUUGGAAAAAUUCCACUCUAUUUUGAUUUGUGUUGUUUAGACUAAAAAUUAAACAUAUGUAUCUUAUAAUGAAACUUUUGUGAUUUAGAUUUCUUGAA
Molecule: messenger RNA, 2800 nt
Organism: Arachis ipaensis
Lineage: Eukaryota; Viridiplantae; Streptophyta; Magnoliopsida; Fabales; Fabaceae
Source: RefSeq, a predicted model, not a curated record